This is a messenger RNA of Colias croceus (clouded yellow), 1098 nucleotides long. RefSeq names its product proline-rich extensin-like protein EPR1. The transcript has 5 exons. The annotation marks the transcript as partial. Lineage: Eukaryota; Metazoa; Arthropoda; Insecta; Lepidoptera; Pieridae. The record is from RefSeq and is a predicted model, not a curated record.
CCACUCCCAUCCUCCCCACUCCCAUCCUCCCAACUUCCAUCCUCCCCACUUUCAUCAUCCUCGCUGCCUUUCUCCCCACGCCCAUCCUCUCACUCACAUUCUCCCAACUCCCAUCCUCACCAUAGCCAUCCUCCCCACUUUCAUCCUUCCCACUCCCAUCCUCCCCACUCCCAUCCUGCCCACUCCCAUCCUCCCCACUCCCAUCCUCCCUACUUUCAUCCUCCCACUCAUAUCCUCCCCACUUUCAUCCUCCCAACUUUCAUCCUCCUCACUCCCAUUCUCUCCACUCCCAUCCUCCCCACUCCCAUACUGCCCACACCCAUACUCCCCACUCCCAUUCUCCCCACUCCCAUACUCCCCACUCCCAUACUCCCCACUCCCAUACUCCCCACUUUCCCCACUUCCAUCCUCACCACUCCCAUCCUCCCAACUCCCAUCCUCCAUUUUCAUCCUCCCACUCACAUUCUCCCACUCACAUCCUCCCCACUUCCAUCCGCCCCACUCCCAUCCUCCCACACAUUCUCCCGACUCCCACUCACAUACUCUCCCACUCACAUCCUCCAGACUUCCAUCCUCCCCACUUCCAUCCUCCCCACUUCCAUCCUCCCCACUUUCAACCUCCCACUCAAAUCAUCCCCCUCCCCACUCACAUCCUCCCCACUCACAUCCUCCCCACUCACAUCCUCCCCACUCACAUCCUCCCCACUUCCAUCCUCCCCAUUCCCAUCCUCCCACACAUUCUCCCACUCACAUCCUCCAGACUUCCAUCCUCCCCAUUUCCAUCCUCCCCACUUCCAUCCUCCCCACUUCCAUCCUCCCCACUUUCAACCUCCCACUCACAUCAUCCCCGUUUCCAUCCUCCCCACUCCCAUCCUCCCCACUCCCAUCCUCCCCACUCCCAUCCUCCCCACUCCCAUCCUCCCCACUUCCAUCCUCGCCACUUCCAUCCUCGCCACUUCCAUCCUCAUAUUAAUGACUUACUCAUUUAGACGAGGAACAAGUAAACUACCAAAUCUAUCUAUAAAAAAAUAAUCACAGGUCAGACUUACUUUGGAAAAAAUUUGCACGUAUCCACUAGAAAAAUUCGACAGCCCCUGA